Pezoporus flaviventris is the source of this 5114-nucleotide messenger RNA. RefSeq names its product mitoguardin 1 (gene MIGA1). Lineage: Eukaryota; Metazoa; Chordata; Aves; Psittaciformes; Psittacidae. The coding region runs from base 399 to 2204 and encodes 601 amino acids. The record is from RefSeq and is a predicted model, not a curated record. Gene Ontology annotation, biological process: mitochondrial fusion. The transcript has 16 exons.
UAUAGUGUUUGUUCCUCAUUGUGUCUGCAGUAAAAAUGAGGCUUUUGAAUGAGAUAAACUUCAGGCUGCUCUCAGAUCUUAACUCUCUUAGCUGGCAAACAGGUUCUUCCAACAGUAGUGAAAUGGGAUUGUUGUCAUGAAUGGAUUUAGAGAAUAUAAGUGAACUGCCAGGUGAUAAAAGCAGGCUGAGUCCUCUGUAGAUCCUGGUUACACGUGCACAGGUGUCUGCACAGAGCAGUGUGAAGGAAUGGGGCCUAAAUUGAAUCAGCAAAUUCACUGUCUCCUCAUGAAGCACAAAUCUCCAGUCAGAAACAUCAAUCAAACAAGGUAUUCCGGAGACCACCUGUGGCUGUUUUCAAGAUAGUGUCACUUAAUGAGGUUAUGGGAGAGAAGGAGCCAUGUCAGAAGAAGCUGUUACUGAGGCACGAUUUUCUCUGAAGAUAGUAGCCUUACGGGUAUUUCAUCUUCCCCUUUCCUGGUAUCAUUCUCUCAACCAGCUAAAGCUCUCACCUGGGUUAAAGAAGCUUUUAACGGUAACAGCAGUGAGUGCGAUAUCUGUUAUUUUUCUGGCCCAUCACUUUAAAAGAAGACGUGGAAAGAAAAACAAGAAAGUGCCAGCAUGGGAACCAAGUCAUCUGGUACUAGAGUGUACUAAAGCAGCUGCAUCAGAAAAAGGUUCUAGUUGUUCCAGUAGUCGGCAAAACUUGACCCUUUCUCUGAGCUCUGUGAAGGAAAAAGGAUCUCAGUCUUGUAUCUAUGCAAAUGGAGGACUUUUCAGUAAAUGCUCUGGUUCAGUUCAAAGCCUGGCCUCGGUUCAGAGUGCCACUUCUUGUCACAGUUGUGCUUGUGGCAAUUCAAAUUCCUGGGAUAAAGCAGAUGAAGAUGAUAUUAAGCUUGUCAAUAUUCCAGUGACCACACCUGAGAAUUUGUACUUGAUGGGUAUGGAGCUUUUUGAAGAAGCACUGCGUCGGUGGGAGCAGGCACUAACUUUCCGUAACAGGCAAGUUGAAGAUGAAGCAAGUUGUGGUUCCAUUAAGCUGGGAGCAGGAGAUGCAAUUGCAGAAGAAAGUGUAGAAGAUAUCAUUAGUGCUGAAUUCAUUCAUAAGCUCGAAUCCCUUCUUCAAAGAGCUUACCGUCUUCAGGAGGAGUUUGAAGCCACCCUUGGGGUCUCUGAUCCUGCUUCUCUAGCUAAUGAUAUUGAUAAAAAUACAGACAUUACUGUAAAGGAUAAUAUGGAUGAUUUCGGCCUUCGAGAUACAUUAAGCAUUGCAUCAACAGACUCCUUUGUUUCCACAGCUGAGCUUACAGAGCACAGAGAGAUUCGUAAUACAUACGGUCUUGAUUCCCUUUGCCAUUGCCCGUUGUAUGAAGAAGCUAUGCACUUAGCAGAAGAAGGCAAAAUUUAUUCACGAGUGUUAAGGACUGAAAUGUUUGAAUGUCUAGGAGACAGUGACUUCCUUGCUAAGCUUCACUGUAUUCGACAAGCUUUUCAGGUAAUUCUUUCAGAGACAGCAAACAGAAUAUUUCUUGCUGAAAGUGGAAGAAAAAUUUUGUCUGCUUUAAUUGUGAAAGCACGAAAGAAUCCAAAGAAAUUUGAAGAUGUGUUUGAUGAAAUGAUAUAUUUUCUGGAACAAACAGAUCACUGGGAUAAUACUGAAAUGGAACUUGCUGCUACAGGAGUGAAAAACCUGAAUUUUUAUGAUGUUGUUCUGGACUUCAUACUGAUGGAUUCAUUUGAAGAUUUAGAAAAUCCACCAAUAUCUAUACAGAAUGUAGUAAAUAACCGCUGGCUAAAUUCCUCUUUUAAAGAAACAGCUGUGGCUUCAAGCUGUUGGUCAGUCCUGAAGCAGAAGAGACAGCAAGUGAAGGUGCCUGAUGGAUUUUUUGCACAUUUCUAUGCUAUAUGUGAACAUAUCAGCCCUGUUUUGGCAUGGGGCUUUUUGGGUCCUAGAAACUCCCUUUAUGACCUAUGCUGCUUCUUCAAGGAUCAAGUGCUUUUCUUCCUCAAAGACAUUUUUGAUUUUGAAAAGGUGAGAUACUCAACUAUGGAGAGUUUGGCUGAAGAUCUUAUGCAAUUAUUAAUCCGACACACUGAACUUUUAAUGGCCUAUCUUGGAGCAGAUUCACUGAGACAUGUCAAUGCUUGUGUAAGUGGUCCUGGGCAUGUCGUGACCAGUGGGCUCUUAGAAGCAAAAGUACAGUAAGCUUAAAAUCAUUGACAAAUUAAAUGGAGUGUUCCUGAUAUACUCCUUCCCACCUUUCUCUCUAACACCGAAGUUAUCAUUGCUGUUACUGAGCAAGCGUCUGAAAAUGUAUCAUGUUGCUAAGUAUGGAAAAGGACUCAGGGAGGUUAAAUGUACGUCUGUGAAAAGAACUGGUGAGCAUAUUGUUGUAUAUACCUAAAUUAAAUUUGCAGCUCCGCUGUCACUGUAUUUAUACUUAAUGUAUCCCAAAGCUUUUUUCUGUAAUAUUUGGGUAAAGUUUAUUUAUGAAAUACUGUACUUUUGCACAGAUAAUUUGUAAGUGAAGCUGAUGGAGUUGUUUCUUUAAGGGCUUAUAGUGCAGAAUGCUCAUUACAGAGUCCCCAAAACAUUGUGUGUCUAAAUCUAGGAGGUGUUUUGACUGGGGUAUACGCAGUCUCUAAUUCAUGUGACACAUGCAAUAAACUAAUCACACUCACAAAACUGAAUGUGUUGCCACUGGCGUGAAAUUACAUUUGUUGUGGGUGUUAAGCAGUCAUUUUGUACCACAGUGUAAUGGAGUGAUGCAGGUGCUGUUAGGGCAGGAAUGACUUCCAGUAUGCAUUUUUCACUUUAUUUUGUUUUAAAACAGCCAAACAUCAUGAAGGUGUUUGAAAGCACUUAUUUAUAUUCAAAAAGCUGUGGUAGCUUCACCAGUUAAUUUAAAACUUUUCCUUUUUCUACAACUGUUACCACUUUAUAUUUUGGUGUUAAACUAACGCCAUUCUCAGUUCAUAUGUAGCAUUUCAAAAUAUAUUUUUAAUAAGGAUGUCUGAUGAGAUUUGUUAAUCAUGAAUCAGAAUUGAAGUCAGUGUUUUAUAAUUAAAAGCAUUUCCAUCUUCCUCCCUUCCUUGUAGGAAGUCAGGUGUCUUAUUUAAGAGGAAGUGUAAGCAACUGUAGCUAUGUAUGUACAGUGUGAAACUGUGGCUCGGAAUAUGGAACCCUGAACUUUAGGUAGGAGUACAGCACAGUAAGAAGGCAUGUGGGAAUUUGCAGUAACACUUUUUCCUGUGCUAGAGGUAGGUAAUAAAUAAUGAUGAUCUAUAAUCUUUGAAUGCCUGUAAACUGAAACAAUAUAUUGUAGUUAGUUUAGGCUCUUUAACUACAUUUACAUGUGCUUUGCCACAAAAAGCCAGCCCACAAGAGUCUAUCCUGUGUCAAGUAAUGAAGAGUAAGUAAUAAUAAAAUAUUCAGAUGCUUAAGAAGCAUGUUGUUAAAAUGGAGCAUAUUGAAACACACUUUGAUUGGAAACAUUUAGACUUUUGUUUGAACACAACCUGAAAAGGUGAUAUUUGGAAAGGAGGGUCUGUGUAAGUCCAUAGAUUUCACUGCAGCCGACACAUUUUCAUCAUUCUUGUAUGUAUCAAAUGAAUACAACAAAAGAGCAAAAUGUCGGCUGUGGUUUGUUUCUCCACAAAGUGCGUCUUCAGUACAGAAUGUGAAGUUUUCUGCACCCAUCUCACUUAGCUUAAGCACACUUACCUGCUCAAAAGUAGCUAUAUUUUAGCAGUGUUUUGCAAGUCUAUGAAGGAAUUUAUAUGGAACAGUAAAGUGUCUCAUUGGGUUUAGAAUCAAUAGGAAUAGAUGGAAAUAGUAGUGGUGGAGUAAAUGGCAUAUUCCACAGCAAAUGUACUACCUGGAGGUUGCAAGAUGUCAAAGAAAACUGUACGCUGUGGUUUGUCUGUUCUAAUAAAAUUCUAUGAAGAAAAUUACACCUUAAUAUUCAUCACAGAAAACCAGAAAUGCACUUUUCCACAGAACUAAAUACAUAGUUAAGUGAGAAAAUUUCAUAUUAUUUAUAUAAAGCUCAUGAAGAAAGUGCAAGUGUUGCACAUGAGAUUAUAAAUGUUUCCAGAUGAUUUAAAAAUCCAUCUUGUGUUGAAACUGAAAGGAUUUUCUUAAACAGAAGAAUGAAAAAGGUCCAAUGGAACACCAGAAUGUCUGGAAAGUGGAUAAGGACCUGAAAAUAUACAGCUUAAAUAGAUGUAUGCUUUUAAAAAAGGAGCACUUCCAUGCACUCAUAGAGCUCCAAAGUCCAUAGAAUCAGGUUGGAAAUGGAACUAACGUAUUUCCCGUCCAAAAUAAGAAUUAAGGUAUCUGGUUGUUGCAAGGUGCCACCAACAAAUACUUGGUUGGGAACAGUUAAAGAAAGAGAAAAGAAAUAGGGGGAGGGAGGAAUGGAGACAGGGAGAGGGAAAUGCACAGGUACACAUGGACAGGCUUUUAUCUCCUCUGAGUCUUUUUGGACCUUUUCCCGAAAAGCGUUUAUAUGUUCUUCCCUUCCUAAUGCCAGAGACAGCUAUAAAUUCAAAUGGGGGAAGGCUGCCUCUUUGUAACACAGAGCUGGAAUCAGUUCUCCUAUAAACCCAGGUUUGUACACCGCUGAGGGAAGGGGUGUGAAGAAUGUCUGUUGAUAACCAGCCAUAUGGCUUAAGCAAAGUCCUCUACCUUUGAAAAUGCAAGUGCCAGAGCUGCACCAAUGCAGUGGCACCAGGAUGCAAUUGUACUGCAGAGAAUUCACAAUCAAAAUCAGAAAUUAGUUUACAGUCUCUAAAUUUUUAAAUAGUUUUGAAUGCCCUUUUCCCUGCUAAUGAGUCAUCCUCUUCUGCUAUAGCUGUGCUCCUAUGAUCAGAAAUGAAUGUUGAAUGUGUUGAUUAUACAAGAAUCAAGUAUUUAUAUAAUUUGUAAUUUAGUUGUAAAAAUAAUCUCACUUUAAAUGUGUUCUUAAUGAUUAUUAUACUUCAUUUUUGUAGUCUUCAGUUUCAUCAGACAAAACAUGUCAAUUCGAGUGUCAGUUAAGUGUGUUUGUGAACUUUCUAUUGCCAAAAUGAACUGCUGCUGUGUGUAUUGAAUAAAAGGCUUCAGUGAAACAAC